Nannochloropsis gaditana CCMP526 is the source of this 206-nucleotide messenger RNA. Its product is annotated as wd repeat-containing protein 3. The record is from RefSeq and is a predicted model, not a curated record. The transcript has a single exon. The annotation marks the transcript as partial.
CUCCCCCACCGCCCACACGCGCAGCUGUCGAUCCGCUGCCCCUGUCACCAGCCUCCGUCUAUCCGGGCUUAAAACCAGGGACCAGAUCUCCGACCGGUGCCCCGUUAGCGUCUGCACGCAAUGCUGGCUCGCCAGCUCCCAGACCUUCAACAGCGUGUCCUUGGAGGAGGAGAGCAGGUACCGAGGGCCAGCCCCUUCCUCCCCCC